CUGCUAGGCUUCCAACAGGAACAUUUUCUUGACAUUGUGUCUGGGUGACUCUUGAGGAUGGCAAGCAAAGGACCCACAACUUCUACAUCAACAAAAAACUCCAGUACUGGAGGGACCAGUGGCAGCAGUAGCAGUAAUGGUGCUGGGGACAAUACUAAUCAGGACAACACUUUUGAAUGUAACAUCUGUUUAGACACUGCCAAGGAUGCAGUUAUCAGCUUGUGUGGACAUCUCUUCUGUUGGCCUUGUUUACAUCAGUGGCUAGAGACCAGACCAAACAGGCAAGUGUGUCCUGUAUGCAAAGCAGGAAUCAGUCGAGAUAAAGUUAUUCCUCUGUAUGGAAGAGGUAGUACUGGGCAACAGGACCCCAGAGAGAAAACUCCACCACGACCCCAAGGACAGAGACCUGAGCCAGAGAACAGAGGGGGAUUCCAAGGCUUUGGGUUUGGCGAUGGUGGAUUCCAAAUGUCCUUUGGAAUUGGGGCAUUUCCCUUUGGUAUAUUUGCAACAGCAUUCAACAUAAAUGAUGGGCGACCUCCUCCAGCUGUUCCAGGGACUCCUCAAUAUGUGGAUGAGCAGUUCCUAUCCCGUCUCUUCCUGUUUGUGGCUCUGGUGAUAAUGUUCUGGCUGUUGAUUGCAUAAACCUUUUCCAUUAUUCUGUAUAUUCAUGGCCAACAGGGCCACUGAAACAGUUACAAACUGCACCCCAUCCCAUUUUAAACCUCUUGGUGUCUGGUUCCAUAGCUAACUGUGGGCUUCAGGAAUUGCUGGUGCCACCACACAACGACGAGUCUCACAUUUUGCACCAGAGUUGGAAAUUAAACAUUGGUUAAAAA
This is a messenger RNA of Chaetura pelagica (chimney swift), 836 nucleotides long. RefSeq names its product ring finger protein 185 (gene RNF185). Bases 58 to 642 code for a protein of 194 amino acids. NCBI's taxonomy places the organism in Eukaryota, Metazoa, Chordata, Aves, Apodiformes, Apodidae. Gene Ontology annotation, biological process: ubiquitin-dependent protein catabolic process. Gene Ontology annotation, molecular function: ubiquitin-like protein conjugating enzyme binding; metal ion binding; ubiquitin protein ligase activity. Gene Ontology annotation, cellular component: endoplasmic reticulum. The transcript has 6 exons. The record is from RefSeq and is a predicted model, not a curated record.